AUGCAAUGUUGGCUUUGCGAGAAGGUACCAAUCUGUCCUUGCGCGGAGAUCAAUCAUACAAAGGCUAAUGGGAACAGCGACCUCCUCACGCGGCAUAUUCGUUUAUCUCAUGAGAACACGAACAAUGAAACUUCAACUACUGAUAAUAAACGCGAGAAACUGCCAGUAUCGGGCAACAGAUCGUCAAUUCCCGUCGGUGGUAUCUCAUUGCAAGACUUAUUGAUUGAGCCGAGUGACUCAGCCUCCCACCCCAAUAUUCCAUCAUCGGGAGUAAAUCUUGCCUCCAGCGCAGACACAUCCGACCUGAACAACAAUGAAAUCCCAUUCGAUGUAUCAAAUGACCUUUCUCUAACCUCUACCUUGAGUAUGCCUUGGAUUCAAUCCACAAAUAAUAACUUUAGCGACUUUGCUAUGUUUAUCGAUAAUAUGACUGCAUUGGACGGGCAGUAUCCGUCUUUUUUUAUCGAUCAACCCAUCUUGGACUUCUCACCUGCGCCGCUUUUUGCCUCACAUGAAGCCCAUUCGGACUCCUAUGGACCAUCACGCCAGUCCCCAAAAGAGCCCCCACCAAGCAACUUAGCUGCCAGGGCGCCUAACUCAACACCACAUUUAUUUGAUGAAUUUGGGUCAUCUUUCCCUUCUUUUGAAUCAACCUUCCCUCCGAAAUCAAGAAAAGAGCCAUUCAAAGUGACUCAACAAGAUUUAGAGUCUCUAUCUCUCGAGAUACAGAAAUAUGCUUCAGUUUUGCCUUCCAAUUUCGUCCUUCCUUCGCGCCAUACCCUGACCCGUUAUAUUUUUACUUAUUUUUCGGGAUUUCAUCGUCACCUGCCUAUGGUGCAUGUUCCAACAUUUUGGCCAACCAAAUAUCCGGUAGAGUUGAUUCUUGCUAUGAGUACAAUCGGUGCUCUGUCAGCUUUCGAUAAUGACAACACAAUCAUGUUUUUCAGGGCUUCGCUCGGGAUAGCGCAAGAAAGACUUCGGAAACGACAACUUGAUAAGUGCGAGAAGCUCUAUUCCCCUCGCAUAGAAUCACCAGUUAUCAUCCAAUGUAGUGAGGGGGUUAUUGCCCCCAAGGAUAGGCAGUUCGAUCCAUUGCCACUCGCACAAACUCUGCUUAUUCUUCUCGCAAUGGCAACAUGGGGUAAUUCGAAAGACAUUUACAACGAAUCAAUUGCAAUUCAAAACACUCUAGCGAACUACAUGCGCAAUGAAAAGCUUCUUCGUCCUCGGCUACCUUUGGGAGAUGAUUGGUCCUCGUGGAUCCAAGCAGAAGGAUUCAGGAGAACUAUUACUAUUAUCUUCUGCUUCUUUGUAUUCCACACCAUCGUCUAUGACAUUCCUCCACCUAUUCUCAAUUCGGAGCUUAUCGUCGAUCUACCCUCGCAAGAGGUGAUUUGGGAAGCUCAAAGUGAGACCGAGUGGCAAGAAGCUCGAAAAAAGCAUACACAGAGCUCAAAUUUCCAAACACACUUCUCUCAUCUUUUUGAAAAUUUAUCAGGAGCGAGGCCAAUGGAAUUCUCUCAACUUGGAGGCUACAUUCUUAUAUUAGCCCUUAUACAGCAUAUUUAUCUUUUACGCGAAACAAGCCGGCAUCAUAGCGAUGUACGAGGCCUCGCACCAGCAGAUGUGUCCAACGUGGAACAAGCAUUGAAAAACUGGCAGAGUGCAUGGUCCCUAGACCCAGAAUCAUAUCUAGGCCCAGGCUCAUCCCUUGGCCCAAUAUCAUUUAACGCAUCCGCCUUACUUCGCAUGGCAUACAUGAGACUAAACGUUGAUCUCGGCCCCUGCCGCGCCUUAAACACACACGACCCAGAAGAAAUAGCGUUGUCCAUGCAUCAAAGUCCGCCUCUAGCCCCGAGUCGGAAAUUAUCCCGUGCAGUACUAUACUCUGCUCACGCUCUAAGCAUCCCUGUCAAAAUAGGUGUGAAUAUCGCAGCACGCAGUCAAGCUUUUGCCUGGUCUCUCCAACAUUCUCUUUGUGCCCUUGAAUGCGCAUUUGUGAUCAGCAAGUGGCUGAUUGGUAUACAGCCUCGCAUCACCGAGGGGAGUCUUGACGAGGAGGAAGCUAGACUUCUCGCGUAUAUAGCUGAUAUGGUUGCUGAAGCGGAUCCAGCAGGCGAGGUAGAGACCGAUCGGUCUCAUUUGUGUACACGGGUUAUCAAAGUUUGGGCGAAGAUUUUCAGCGGAGACGCACACUGGGAGGUUGUGAGAUUCAUAAUCCGGGUUUUGAGUGCAUACGGUGAUAUUCUCGAAAAGGCUCUGGCCGUCUGA
Molecule: messenger RNA, 2271 nt
Organism: Penicillium angulare
Lineage: Eukaryota; Fungi; Ascomycota; Eurotiomycetes; Eurotiales; Aspergillaceae
Product: fungal specific transcription factor domain-containing protein
Exons: 1
Coding region: 1-2271 (756 amino acids)
Biological process (GO): DNA-templated transcription; regulation of transcription by RNA polymerase II
Cellular component (GO): chromatin
Molecular function (GO): zinc ion binding; RNA polymerase II cis-regulatory region sequence-specific DNA binding; DNA-binding transcription factor activity, RNA polymerase II-specific
Source: RefSeq, a predicted model, not a curated record